Hemiscyllium ocellatum (epaulette shark) is the source of this 2190-nucleotide messenger RNA. Its product is annotated as calpain-5-like. The coding region runs from base 46 to 1947 and encodes 633 amino acids. NCBI's taxonomy places the organism in Eukaryota, Metazoa, Chordata, Chondrichthyes, Orectolobiformes, Hemiscylliidae. The transcript is spliced from 13 exons. Gene Ontology annotation, cellular component: cytoplasm. Gene Ontology annotation, molecular function: calcium-dependent cysteine-type endopeptidase activity. Gene Ontology annotation, biological process: proteolysis. The record is from RefSeq and is a predicted model, not a curated record.
GAGCCAGCUAACAGCUCAGUUAGAAAAAGGCCAGGAGAUUGAAGGAUGGUUCUAUCUGUAAAGUUGUACAAAGACCAGCACUAUUCAGCUUUAAAAAAAGACUGCCUUCAGCACCAGCGGCUGUUUGAAGACCCUUAUUUUCCUGCAACAACUGAGUCACUGUUCUACUCCAAGUCGCCUCCAGGACCAAUUGAGUGGAGACGACCGCAGGAGCUGUGUGAAUCUCCUCGGCUAUUUGUUGAUGGAAUCAGUUCACAUGAUCUGAAUCAAGGACAGUUGGGGAAUUGCUGGUUUGUGGCCGCUUGUUCCUGUUUAGCCCUGAGGGACAAUCUGUGGCAAAAGGUAAUUCCAGAUUGGAAGAAACAGGACUGGAACCCAAAAAAGCCAAAUAAUUAUGCUGGCAUCUUCCACUUUCGAUUUUGGCGCUUUGGUGAGUGGAUUCAUGUUGUGGUCGAUGAUCGCCUUCCAACAAUGGAUGAGAAGCUCCUGUUUUGUCACUCUAGUUCUAAAGAGGAGUUCUGGAGUGCACUCCUGGAGAAGGCAUAUGCAAAGCUGGCAGGAUGCUAUGAAGCCCUGGAUGGAGGCAACACAGGUGAUGCAAUCGUUGAUUUCACUGGCUCAGUAGCAGAGAGCAUUGAGGUCAAAAACACAAAAGACAGUAUCCAAAGGCACAAGCUGUUUGAAAAGCUAUUGAAAGUGUACAACCGAGGAGGGCUAAUCAGCUGUUCUAUCCAUCUGAUGGAAGCGGUCAGCAUUCUGGAAAUAAGCAAGUUGCAAGGAUUGAGGGCUGAUCAUUCAUAUUCAGUGACAAAAGUGCAGAAGGUUCGACUGGGCAACACAGCAGAUAAACUGUCUAUGAUCAGAUUGAGGAACCCUUGGGGUAAAGGCGAGUGGUUGGGCCCAUGGAGUGAUAAUUCAAAGGAGUGGGAGAAGAUUAGCAAGAAGGAGCGCAAAAGAAUUGGUACCGACCUUAAGAAUGAUGGAGAAUUCUGGAUGGCAUUUGAAGACUGGUAUAAAUACUUCACCAAUGCAAUUGUUUGUCGAAUAAUAAACACCUCUUACCUGAGUAUUCGCAAGACAUGGGAUGAAGUGAUACUCCGUGGGGCUUGGAGUAGACACGAAGGCCCACUACUGAACCGUGCAGGGGGUUGUACGAAUUUCCUGCAUACGUUCCUGCAAAAUCCACAGUAUGUGUUUGAUAUCACGAAGAAGGAGGAUGAAGUGCUUAUUUCCAUCCAGCAGAGAGACAAACGGAUUCACAGGAAAGAAGGCAAUGGAAAGAAUCUGACCAUUGGUUUCAGUAUCUUCAAGGUGGAACUCAACCGAGAGUAUAGAUUGCACAGUCCAUAUCAGAAAGUGACUGGGUCAACCUACAUUGAUAAACGAAGUGUUUCUCUGCGAACAUGCCUCAAAAAAGGUCGUUACGUCAUCAUCCCGAGUACCUUCGAGCCAUAUGUGGAGGGCGAUUUCCUUCUGAGGAUCUAUACAGACGUGGUGUCUAGAUGCAGGGAGCUGACCCUUGACAAACCAGAAAUGACAUGUUGGAACAUUAUUAUUCGUUAUCCACGGAUUGUUACAAAGGUCCACCUUCACAGUGCGACAGAUCUGCCAAAACAAAAUUCAUCUGGAGGAGCAGAUGCAUACGCGGUUUUUAAAUGCGAAUAUCACAAAAUCUCUACAGCUAUUUUUGAAGACACGCUGAAUCCUCAAUUUGAUACCAACGCCAUUUUUUACAGGAGAAACCCCAAGCUCCCAAUAAUCAUUCAGAUCUGGAACAGCAACAAAAUAUGUGAUACAUUAAUUGGUGAGGUGACUCUUGAAGAAUCCCAAGAUAACUCUAGCAGACAGCAGAUCCUGCAACUUCAGACAAAGGACAGACAGGAAAGUGAAAUGCCAAGCUACAUCACUAUCACUGUCACCAGCAGCAACAACCUUGCAGCAUUUUGAAAAUGAAGAAUGUCAAAAUAACAUUGCUGCAGAGCAGAAUUUCAUCCGCAUUCUUUUGUUUCUUUGUAACAGUUUGAAAAUUUGUAGAGCUACAUAAAAGAAAUGUUUGCACACUUUUCCCACUCUCUCCCCAAUGACAAUCCCCAAAAGAAAAAAAUUCCAAAUUUACCAUAGUUUAAGAGAACAAAUAUCAGUAUUAAUUAUCUUGUGAUAGCAGUGACCAAAAGUUUACAUUUUUUAUUA